AUGUUCAAGUUCGUCGUCGCCGUCAUCUUCGCUCUGUUUGCCUGCUCUGCUGCCAAGCCCGGAAUUGUGGCUCCUCUGGCCUACUCCUCGCCCUACGUGGCCUCCCCGUAUGUGGCCUCUCCUUACGUGGCCUCUCCGUACGUGGCCUCCCCCUAUGUGGCAGCUGCUCCGUACACCGCCGCCUACACUGCCGGAUACGCUGCUCCCUAUGCCGCCGCCUACACUGCCCCGUAUGCUGCCGCCGCCUACACCGCCCCCCUGCUGCUGAAGAAGUAG
Messenger RNA from Drosophila serrata, 276 nucleotides. RefSeq lists its product as uncharacterized. The record is from RefSeq and is a predicted model, not a curated record. NCBI's taxonomy places the organism in Eukaryota, Metazoa, Arthropoda, Insecta, Diptera, Drosophilidae.